AUGGGCAGUUUCGCAAGACGCAAUGACGGGGCCGACAGCUAUCUCGUGAAUCAGCAGAUGGCAGUGCCCGGUGUUUAUAACCAUCAAGAUGGCCAUGAAUACGGUGCUACUGGAGCUGAACCGUACCACUUCCCCCAGCACUCUUUCAACGCUUAUGUCUCUCACUUCGGACUAUCUUAUGGACAACAGUCGAAUCUGUCUCCAGGCAUGCAACAUCUGCAGUAUGCAUCGGAGCAUACGAUCCCAUCGAUGUCUACAUCAGACGACACGAGACUCCACCACCAUCCGCAGUACAUGGCCUCGUCUCGUUAUUUGCAGUCGCCUAGAUAUCUUCCUCUUCGGGACGCGCUCAGUGAAACGGAUAUCGAGAGCCAAGAGUCUCGGAAUGAAAGCACCAUGCUGUCAGAGCCCGUGGUACCCUUGUUAGAUGGAUUUCCGGACGUGAAAGAAUUUGAUCGACUCAUGCAGAGAAACGCUGACCCAAACUUUCUUCUGGUCAGCUAUGUCGAUGACCUAUCGGUGAAGAAGCAAGACAAAGCCUUGAUACAUGCGAGAAGAGCGCGGAAUAUCCGAACCGUCCUGAUUGAUCCCAAAGACACAGCAGUUGAGUCAGCUCAAUUUAGGUUCUGGGUCAAAAAGAUGUUCAAGCUUCAAACCGUUGGCAUGGGUACUGCAGACUGUCGGAAAAUGAUCUGCCAUGAGGGUAAACCAGUGGCGAUUCGUGAGAAACUGUUCAAAAUUCUCACCAAGGCGCAUCAGCAAUGUCAGCACGGCGGCCGCGACAAGACCUCUGCUCAGGUUCGGCGCAUCUAUUCAUGGGUUCCAAAGGAACUGAUUUCUCGUUUUGUCAAGAUCUGCCCGACGUGUCAGGUUCGUCGCGGAGGAUCACGUCUUACACCACCCAACUCCCGGCGAGGAUCACCUCGUCUUGAUAUGGUACCUCGAUCUCCAAAGCUUCCAUCCCCGCCGGUUAUCAAAAGAGAGUCGUCAUAUGGUGGCCAAGUAGCCCUAGAUCGGGCACAACCCGACUAUUUUGGCCAAUUGCAUGGUCAUGGCUGGAUAGACGGGCAUCAGAACUUACAGAGCCGUUCGGGUAUGGGCACUGGUGUCAGAUCCUUCCAUGGCUCGAUGAGUAACAUGCCACACUCCAUCACAGGCACUUUGGACCCUUUCGCUGCGGACUUAUCAGUGCCUCCCUCUCAGUUAAGCUAUGCAGCGGGAUAUGUUCCCACGCACGGCACUUCGAGCCAGCGGGAUUUUUGA
Molecule: messenger RNA, 1263 nt
Organism: Penicillium maclennaniae
Lineage: Eukaryota; Fungi; Ascomycota; Eurotiomycetes; Eurotiales; Aspergillaceae
Product: integrase zinc binding domain-containing protein
Exons: 5
Coding region: 1-1263 (420 amino acids)
Source: RefSeq, a predicted model, not a curated record